Messenger RNA from Cercospora beticola, 801 nucleotides. RefSeq names its product LysM peptidoglycan-binding domain-containing protein. The record is from RefSeq and is a predicted model, not a curated record. Lineage: Eukaryota; Fungi; Ascomycota; Dothideomycetes; Mycosphaerellales; Mycosphaerellaceae.
AUCAGCAUACAUUCUCCAACAAAACACAAGUCUACUACUCAAUCCGCUAAACAGAUACAAGCAAACCUUCCAACAAUGCAACUCCAACUCCUCACCCUCGCCACUUUGGCCACCACAUCUCUGAGCUCCGCCCUCCCAGCAACCUACUACGGCGAACUCGAAACCCGCCAGAGCAACAACUGCACCCAAUACUGUUCCGUCUCCGCCGGUUGCGUCUGCACCGUCCGCCCCUCCGACUGCUCAGCCUUCUACACCGUCGAAUCCGGCGACACCUGCCUCAGCAUCGCCAAAUCCUUCUCCAACUUCACCGUAACCCAAUUCUACAAAUGGAAUCCUUCCAUCGGCCAGACCUGUUUCGGUCUCCAGGCUUAUGUUCCAGUUUGCAUUAACACACCAUGGUACCAAUUCACUCCUCCCGUGCAACCCGAUUUCGGCACGCACUACACUCCAGAUCAGACUCCAGUUCCUGUCAUGCCAAACAUCAUUUCCACGUGCCAAGAGUAUGAGUUGAUUGAGCCUGGAAAGAGAGUUGACACGCUUGCUGCGGAGAAUGGAUUUGAGGAGAGCCAGUUUGCGGAAUGGAAUGGAAAUUCGACGACCGCGUGGGCUGCGUAUUGGGCUUGCGUGAAGGCUUGAGCUGAACAACAUGUGCAAUUUGAUCACAGAAGGGAACCACCCUGAGAGCGGUAGAAUCAAUGGUAACGACAGCAUAUAAUUGGGCAGAGCAUGACUGCAUUUAAAACAGUGGCAUCUUGCAGGCGUCCAGAUUGGAAAUACAGACAACAUGUAAAGGGAUGUUUG